Molecule: messenger RNA, 2029 nt
Organism: Pangasianodon hypophthalmus (striped catfish)
Lineage: Eukaryota; Metazoa; Chordata; Actinopteri; Siluriformes; Pangasiidae
Gene: amt
Product: aminomethyltransferase
Exons: 9
Coding region: 110-1354 (414 amino acids)
Biological process (GO): glycine catabolic process
Cellular component (GO): mitochondrion
Molecular function (GO): aminomethyltransferase activity; protein binding
Source: RefSeq, a predicted model, not a curated record
CCCUGUUCUUGACGCUGAAGCAGCGAGAGCGGAGUCCACAGGAGCGCGCGCUGGAUCAUCGUACAGGUUGGUCAGGAGUUAUCAGAGCUGCAGUGCUGAGGGAAACGCAAUGCUGGCGCGAGGGCUCGUGAGCGGCCGCGCUGGGCUCCGGGGCCGGCUUUCGGCUGGAUUCCUUCAGACUGCUGUAGCUGCUGGGAGAACAGGACAGCAGGAGAGACACGGGACAACCGAGGCGGCUCUGAAGCGAACCCCUCUCUAUGAAUUCCACAGAGCUCAUGGGGGUAAAAUGGUGGAAUUUGCGGGAUGGAGCAUGCCUGUGCAGUACACAGACAGCCACAUCAACUCACACCUCCACACACGCCAACACUGCUCCAUCUUCGAUGUCAGCCACAUGCUACAGACCAAAGUCCAUGGGAAAGAUCGAGUAAAGUUCAUGGAGUCCAUGAUUGUUGGAGACAUUGCAGAGCUGAAGGACAACCAGGGCACACUGUCUCUCUUCACCAACGAUAAAGGGGGCAUCACAGAUGACCUGAUAGUGACUAAGACAGAUCAGGGUUAUCUGUAUGUGGUGUCCAAUGCUGGCUGUGCAGACAAAGACUCUGCUCAUAUGGAGGCCAAACUGCAGGAGUUUAAAGCUGCAGGUCAUGCUGUCGAUUUGGAGUAUUUGGAAGAGAGUUUGAUUGCUAUACAGGGUCCUUCAACAGCACGGGUGCUGCAGGAGGGUGUGUGUGACAACCUCAGCAAGCUGACUUUUAUGACCAGUGUUUUGACCCCAGUGUUUGGCAUCCAGGGCUGUAGGGUCACUCGCUGUGGAUACACUGGGGAGGAUGGGGUUGAGAUAUCAGUUCCAUGUGGGAGUGUGGUAGAGUUGAUGGAGAAACUACUGGUCAAUAGUGAGGUGAAACUGGCUGGCCUUGGUGCAAGAGACAGCCUUAGACUGGAAGCAGGACUCUGUCUCUACGGCAAUGACAUUGACGAGACUACGACACCCGUGGAAGCCAGUCUCGUAUGGACAAUAGGUAAGCGUCGUCGGCAGGCGAGGGAUUUCCCUGGAGCUGAGGUCAUCGUUCCACAGAUCAAAGCGAAGACUCAGAGGAAAAGAGUGGGACUUAUGUCCAGCGGCCCACCAGUGCGACAACACACCCCCAUCCUCAGUCCCGAUGGCAAAGUUAUAGGUGAGGUCACCAGUGGAUGCCCUUCUCCCUGCCUAAAGCAAAAUGUUGCCAUGGGUUAUGUGGAGACAAGCUUCAGUAAAAUAGGAACGCCUGUUCAGGUAGAGGUGAGGAAGAAGACGGUACCAGCAGUGAUCAGCAAGAUGCCAUUUGUCCCUACAAGCUAUUACACUGGACAGUAAAUUAACAAUGGACUGAUCAAAUCAUUUAUUUUCAAAAGAAAUGAUUUUGAAAAUAAAGGUCUGUCAGGGAAACGUUUCUGACAGUUUGUAGCACUUGCUUUGACUGCCGUUAGAUUAUUAAUUUACUAAUGGAGAGUGAGAUUCAGCAAAUGUGUCGGACAGAUGUCUUUUCUAUAUUUUUAUUUUAAAUUCAAAUACAGUGUUGCCUAUUUGUGUCAAUAUGUGGAAGGCUUGGAGUCUGGAGUAUGUCACAUUUAUAUUCCAAAGCAAACACCCUCACGUGUACUUUUAUACUGUGCUUAGGAAUUGUGUUUUCAUACUGUAAUCAACUAGAGAUCAACUUCCAGCUUAUUUUUUUUUACUGUUUGCUGAAUAAUACUGACCAACAUGUAGGCUACUAAAGUUACUAGCAAGAAUAUGAAUACAUUUAGUCUCCUGUAGCUAUGCGCCUUUAUUUGUGUACUUGUAACACAUGUCUGCAUUAAUUAGUGGUAAUUAUUAUUGAUUAUAAUUUUAACCCUGCCAAGUCUCUCCUGCUACAGGCAAGUUGUACUUCAGAGUAUUAGUUUUGGUUUGCAUUUUGUUCAUUUCUGAUGUUUGAUGUUCAUUUUCUUUGAAUCCUUUGUUAUUCUAAACUGUGAAACCAAACAAGGAGGCCAAAAUUCCAAUGAAAAA